Messenger RNA from Kogia breviceps (pygmy sperm whale), 410 nucleotides. RefSeq names its product small transmembrane regulator of ion transport 1 (gene STRIT1). Gene Ontology annotation, biological process: regulation of slow-twitch skeletal muscle fiber contraction; regulation of ATPase-coupled calcium transmembrane transporter activity. NCBI's taxonomy places the organism in Eukaryota, Metazoa, Chordata, Mammalia, Artiodactyla, Physeteridae. The record is from RefSeq and is a predicted model, not a curated record.
GUUCUGCUUUCCAGUGUCUUACAUCACCCAGACAAUUGGCAGCCAGGAGUCAGGCAGCUGCCACGCUCUUCAGAUGUCUAUUUAAAGUUCAAAGAGAUGCAGGAUAACAAUAACAAAGAGCUAAGCGGGGCCCUGAACAGCCCACCCCACAACAGGAGGAAUGGCUGAAAAAGCAGUGUCUACAUUUUCCCACCUUCUGGUCCCUAUUCUUCUCUUGAUUGGCUGGAUUGUGGGAUGCAUUGUAAUGGUUUAUGUUGUCUUCUCUUAGAAAGGCAAGAAGACUUCAGGUUGACAUCAUUUAGAAGAAUUAAGAAAAGCAUGAAAUGACAGAUUAUUAAAUGUUUCUCAUGUAAAUAACUGCAGUGUUUGACAUGAGUUUAUAAAACUUGCAUUUGUAAACUGGUACUUCA